This is a messenger RNA of Grammomys surdaster, 2577 nucleotides long. RefSeq names its product FYN proto-oncogene, Src family tyrosine kinase (gene Fyn). The transcript has 14 exons. Gene Ontology annotation, biological process: cell differentiation; protein phosphorylation; innate immune response. Lineage: Eukaryota; Metazoa; Chordata; Mammalia; Rodentia; Muridae. Gene Ontology annotation, cellular component: extrinsic component of cytoplasmic side of plasma membrane. The record is from RefSeq and is a predicted model, not a curated record. Gene Ontology annotation, molecular function: non-membrane spanning protein tyrosine kinase activity; ATP binding; signaling receptor binding. Bases 506 to 2119 code for a protein of 537 amino acids.
GAGAAGCCGCGGCGGCGGCGGCGCGUCGGUGCAGUUGCGCCAUCUGUCAGGAGCGCAGCCGGCGGGGAGGGGGCUCCGCGGAGAGGAGGAGGGGUCGCCGUGCGCAGGGCCUCCGAGACCCGCCCGCUGGUCAAGAGCGCAGCGAGGCCGCCUCUAGCCGGAGCGUUCGGAGGACUCCCCCGGCGCACACAAAGCCGCCACCCGCGCCAGGGAGGGACCGGGCUGCCGGGCCGGGGACACCGGCGCCGCCCCCUCGGCGCUUCGCGAGGCCCACGAGCUCCUGGGCCCCGCCGCGGAGCCGCCGGAGCCGCCUGAGCCGCGCCGGAGGAGGGCGGGUAGAGGACCAUGUGAAUGUGCUCCGGAACCGAGCGCCACGCCACGCAGAGUCUGAAAGGAACAGGAUGCUGAUCUAGCUGUGGCAAAAACUCAGUCCGACCGCUGGUUUAGAAGACAUGUGGUGUAUAUAAAGUUUGUGAUAGUUGGUGGAAAUUUGGGAACUUGGAUAAUGGGCUGUGUGCAAUGUAAGGAUAAAGAAGCAGCGAAACUGACGGAGGAGAGGGACGGCAGCCUGAACCAGAGCUCUGGGUACCGCUAUGGCACAGACCCCACCCCUCAGCACUACCCCAGCUUCGGCGUGACCUCCAUCCCGAACUACAACAACUUCCACGCAGCCGGGGGCCAGGGACUCACCGUCUUUGGGGGUGUGAACUCUUCCUCUCACACUGGGACCCUACGCACGAGAGGAGGGACAGGAGUGACACUGUUUGUGGCACUUUAUGACUAUGAGGCACGCACGGAAGAUGACCUGAGUUUUCACAAAGGAGAAAAAUUUCAAAUAUUGAACAGCUCGGAAGGAGACUGGUGGGAAGCCCGCUCCCUGACAACUGGGGAAACUGGCUACAUUCCUAGCAAUUAUGUGGCUCCAGUCGACUCCAUCCAGGCAGAAGAGUGGUACUUUGGAAAACUUGGCCGCAAAGAUGCUGAGAGACAGCUCCUGUCCUUUGGAAACCCAAGAGGUACCUUUCUUAUCCGCGAGAGUGAAACCACCAAAGGUGCCUACUCACUUUCCAUCCGUGAUUGGGACGAUAUGAAAGGGGACCAUGUCAAACAUUAUAAAAUCCGCAAGUUGGACAAUGGUGGCUACUACAUCACCACGCGGGCCCAGUUCGAGACACUCCAGCAGCUUGUUCAACAUUACUCAGAGAGAGCCGCAGGUCUCUGCUGCCGCCUAGUAGUUCCCUGUCACAAAGGGAUGCCAAGGCUUACCGAUCUGUCUGUCAAAACCAAAGAUGUCUGGGAAAUCCCUCGAGAAUCCCUGCAGUUGAUCAAGAGACUGGGAAAUGGGCAGUUUGGGGAAGUAUGGAUGGGUACCUGGAAUGGAAAUACAAAAGUAGCCAUAAAGACUCUUAAGCCAGGCACGAUGUCUCCGGAGUCCUUCCUGGAGGAGGCGCAGAUCAUGAAGAAGCUGAAACAUGACAAGCUGGUGCAGCUCUAUGCCGUCGUGUCCGAGGAACCCAUUUAUAUCGUCACGGAGUACAUGAACAAAGGAAGUUUGCUUGACUUCUUAAAAGAUGGUGAAGGACGAGCCCUGAAGUUGCCGAACCUUGUGGACAUGGCAGCACAGGUUGCUGCAGGAAUGGCUUACAUCGAACGCAUGAAUUAUAUCCACAGAGACCUGCGAUCAGCAAACAUUCUAGUGGGGAACGGACUCAUUUGCAAGAUUGCUGACUUUGGAUUGGCUCGGUUGAUUGAAGACAAUGAGUACACAGCAAGACAAGGUGCCAAGUUUCCUAUUAAGUGGACAGCCCCUGAAGCGGCUCUGUAUGGAAGGUUCACAAUCAAGUCGGACGUGUGGUCUUUUGGAAUCUUACUCACAGAGCUGGUCACCAAAGGAAGAGUACCAUACCCAGGCAUGAACAACCGGGAGGUGCUGGAGCAGGUGGAGAGAGGCUAUCGGAUGCCCUGCCCACAGGACUGCCCAAUCUCCCUGCACGAGCUCAUGAUCCACUGCUGGAAAAAGGAUCCGGAAGAGCGCCCCACUUUCGAGUACUUGCAGGGCUUCCUGGAGGACUACUUUACUGCCACAGAGCCCCAGUAUCAGCCUGGUGAAAACCUGUGAGAGCCUGCGCUUCAGAGGCCUCGUCCAGAGGUCUCCCCACCCUCCCCAUUAGCUUCCAAUUCCGUAGCCAGCUGCCCCAGGGCAGCAAGAACCGUCCAGGAUCAGAUUGCAUGUGACUCUGAAGCUGACGAACUUCCACGGCCCUCACUAAUGACACUUGUCCCCAGUCCUCACCUCCUCUGUGAACCAUCCGAGAGAGAAGCGUGUGAUUUCUCAGACUUGGAAAUGCAUUGUAUUGGUGUUAUGUCAAAGGCCAAACCUCCGUUCAGUGUAAAUAGCUGUUCCUGUGCCGACCAUCCCAGGGCUUUCCUUUUUUUUAAAAAAAAAAAAAGCAAAUCCUAUGUGAUUUUAACUCUGUCUUCACCUGAUUCAACUAAAAAAAAGUAUUAUUUUCCAAAAGUGGCCUCUUUGUCUAAAACAAUAAAAUUUUUUUUCAUGUUUUAACAAAAAAACGAUCA